Rosa chinensis is the source of this 393-nucleotide messenger RNA. RefSeq names its product sulfite oxidase. The record is from RefSeq and is a predicted model, not a curated record. NCBI's taxonomy places the organism in Eukaryota, Viridiplantae, Streptophyta, Magnoliopsida, Rosales, Rosaceae. Gene Ontology annotation, molecular function: molybdenum ion binding; oxidoreductase activity. Gene Ontology annotation, cellular component: mitochondrion. The transcript has 3 exons. The annotation marks the transcript as partial.
UCUUUGGAGGAAGAAAAUACAGUAGAGCCUGGAAAGAUUGUAGUUCAUGGAUAUGCAGUGUCUGGAGGCGGUCGGGGGAUUGAGCGAGUAGAUGUAUCUUUCGAUGGAGGCAAGACAUGGGAGGAAGCAAUCAGAUACCAGAAGAGUACUGAAGUCCCAUACGUUGCUGAUGAUACAAGUAGUGGUGACAAGUGCGCAUGGGUGCUGUUUAAGGCUGAAGCAGAUCUCUCUCACAAUACUGAAAUCGUCACCAAAGCAGUUGAUAUAGCUGGAAAUGUCCAACCCGAAAAUGUGGGUGUCAUCUGGAACCUGAGAGGAAUACAAAACACGUCUUGGCACAGGGUCCGUGUUGAAGUCGAGGACCCUAAUUUCUGAUUCUCAAUACUUGCGCAC